AUGGUGAAACGUCGCACUUGGCCGAAGCUUUGGCUGUCUCGAGUGCAACAUCUGUUCACAGUGGUGCACCUCAAUGCCAUCACACUGAGGUCUCGGAUGGGGCUCUUGGAAAGCUUCAUGGAGGACGAGGCGGUGACCUUCAGGCUGCAAGCCGUGAAAACAAGGAGCCGUGCUCGCCAGCAAGCAGCCCUAGUGGAAGAGACUCACAGAGCGGUAGCCGCGCUGGAUGGCCAUAGAGAAGAGCUGGCAAGAGGGCUGAGAGGUCCCAGAGGUCUUCCUCGCAACAAGACCGACUUGGUGAAGUUGGCGACGCUGCUGAAGGUGGACGUUCUGCCGAAGGACACGGCGGCGGACAUCACGACCAAGGUGAAGCCCAUGGUGGAGAUUCCGAAGAACCCGACAGUUCAGAAGGAAUCUCAGAAUCAGUCGCCAAUCCCGGAGCAGAUCAGCCUCACCAACCUCUACCUCUCCAGGAUCUUCGUGGUCUUCCGGUGGGCUUCGAGAACGUGGCAAUUCUGGAGAAGUGGAGAACCUCCCCGCGAUGUACCAGAUGGAUCGCGGAGACGACUGCCUUUAGAAUCCGAAGAAGUGAGGAAGUCCAUCGGAACCCUCACCGGUGGAACCUUUCAGAAGCUCAAGAGAGGCAUCAGAGAAGUUUUGGUGGCUGCUGCCGUCAAAGCCAAGAGGUUGAAAGCCAAGCUUGGCGCUCCAACGGACUAUGUCAUGGACACCAUCGUGGAACGACAGGAGAACAUUGCCUCUGGCACUCAUCGAGAAGGUUUUGCCUCCGAGAUGUUGGUUCCCUCGCUGCCUGACCUUGCGGUGUAUGAGACCGUGCAUUUGCCAGUCUCGCGCAUGGGAGAAAAGCGGCCAAAGAGGAAGAAACCAAGAGAGAUUGAUGAGUUGUGUUUUGUGCAUCUGCGUGGUUGGAUGUGCCGUGCCAACAAGCACAAGGCAAGGAGCGGGCUCCAGCACAUGCUGGGGCAGCUCCAACUCAGACGGAUCCACCUCAACAUCAACGGAGACGGUUUACAUGGCUGGAACGACAAGCUUGUCCAGAGAGCGUUGGAUUCCUUGGCCAAUGAUGGCACCCUGGCAGCUGUCACAACCUCACCAUCGAGCCCUAUGUCCUCCAGAUCAUUGAGAAAGUUGUUCCUCAUCUUCGAGGACAUGCUCUUCAGGUCCUUGGCGAGCCUGGCUCCCUUGGAAGACUUCAUUACCCAUACCACCUUCAUGAAGUUGGUCAAGCCUGCUUUGGGCUACAUUGCUGCUGCAGAUGCCAGACCCAUCUCAAACGUGGAGCCUUCAUGGUCUUCACCACGGAAUGGAUCUCCUGAGAGCUCCUGUACGCACAUCAUUGCCAACAUACAGGCAGGACUCCCCAUGCCUGAGGACUGCGAGGCCCGACUUGCUUGCGAAAGCGAAUGGCUCAAGGAAGCUUUCCGCAAACAUGACGCUCCUGAAGAACCUGUACCUCCAGCUCCACAAUCUUCUACACCAAUGCUCUAUUCAGUGACUCAGGCUGACGGCACUUUGCCCGCGGCUGCUACUUUCAAGUGUGUCCCUGUGAAGCUGGAGUUUCCCAGCCAACGCUUCCGCCACCUUUGCUCUUCUGCUGCGUUCAUCGAUCUCAGUGAC
Molecule: messenger RNA, 1638 nt
Organism: Cladocopium goreaui
Lineage: Eukaryota; Dinophyceae; Suessiales; Symbiodiniaceae
Source: the annotation of a GenBank genome assembly